ACACUCACAGGCGCUCGUGCGCAGGAGCGGACUGGAACUUUCUAACGUCCUUGUUUUAAAAAAUAAAAAAGCGGCUUUAACAGGAUAUUUUCCACCUUUUUUAUCCGCCUGUGAAGCCGAAACGAGUCCGAGAGGUUUUAUCCGACAUCAGUGAGAAGAUGACGGAGGAAAUUUGGCGAUAAAAAAAGGAAAUUAUCAUUUGUGUGUUCAAAGUGACGGACAGAAGGACGCUAACAUCGAGAAACAAUGAGAGAGACUGUUCUCCUUCCUACUAUGGACCAGUGCCCAUCAAAGGACGUUCUGCUACGAUUCAGGAUUCCUUGUCGCAGAUCUUUUGGACCUUAACAAAGAGAACCAUCAUCAGUGUUGAAACAGAGGAGCUGGACUCUUUCUGGAAAAAUCUUUGUAGUUUAAUCUGACACACGGGCAGAGUCUGAAGUUUUCCAUUAACAGCACCUGACAAGAUCACGAUGCCAGACAAGUCUGAAGAUUUUCAGGACAAGAAGAGGCCCGGAGGAGAAGCAUCGCAGGUGUCCUUAGUGCCGGACAUCGUCAUCAUCUCCAGCGAUGGGGAGGGCCAAAACGGUGGAGGUAACAUCCUGGAGCUUGAUGACUUGAAUCACGCACCAGACAAGUUAAAACAUUCUGCACAAAGCGGCAGCAUUGACAUUUUACUAGGUAAUGACACCACAGGUGUUACCGCUGGGGACCAAUCAGGACGCGGCGUUUCCCAGCUUCCUGUAGAGGUGGGCGUGGCAAAAACAGCACAGGCCCCUGAACCUCUGAAGACCAAUCCUUUGUUGAGAGGAACAGGCGAGACCCCUCAGAGCACGGAUGCUCCGGUCAACUCAUCCAGCGACUCGGACUACAGCAGCACAAAGUCCAGCCCUGGCUACAUGUGCACCAGCUUCAGCACUGAUCUCUGUGGAGAGGAUUUAUCUGAGCUCGACGGAAGCUCGUUUGAAAAGACAGAUUCUAUCUCUGCUGUCAAUCUGUCUGAAUCCAGCUUGAACACUUCUUACUCUGACAAAACCAGUAAAAACAGUCCAGACGAUCACAGGGACGACUCCGACAGAGACCUGACGGAUAAAUCGAAACCAGAGACCUCUCUCAGCGACACUUCGGCUGUAUUCCCCGAUGUCUCACCCCAUGUCAACCAAACCAGAGACAGCAUCGACAUCAGGUGGGACAAGGAUGACGGGGACGAUGACAGGCGAAGCACUCGGUCCAGGCGGAGCGUGAAGGAGGGGGUGUGCUGCUGCUACCAGGCCUUCCACAGAGCUUUCCUGCGGUGUGUGGAGGAGACUCCGGCCAUGCUGCCCGGACUGGUGCUGUCUUUGCUCUUCUGUGUGGCCAUCAUCGUCCUCAUUCCCACCACGAGAACGGACAUUGAAUUCCAUGUGGGUGCGCUGUCGGUGGUUUGCGUGGUUCUUUGUCUGAGCGCUGUCCUGCUCGUCUGCCUGCCCUGGCUGGCCACGGUGAGGCGCUGUGGAGGAGCUCUGGCCCUCUUCGUCUGGGGGACGCUGUACAUCACUGCCAUAGUCUUCAUCUUCACAGAACGGCCUGUGACAACAUGGGAACAGGUGGCAUUUUUCCUCUUCCUCUCGCUAAGUGUCUACACGGUGCUGCCUCUCUCUCUGGCCUGGGCCCUCAUGGUCGGCAUAGGGACCAGCGUUUCACACAUCAUCAUCAUCAGCGUCUACGUCCCGGUUACCAGCCCAGAGACACCAGAUCUGGCUGUACAGCUGGUGGCCAACGCUGUGCUGUUUGUGUGCGUGAACUGCGUGGGGAUUUUUCACCUGUGGAUGACCGAGCAUGAUCUCAGGAUAUCCAAUCAGAAGAGAGAAGAGUUCAGCGCCAUACGCUCGCAGAAGGAGAUAAAGAAGUAUCAGCAGGAGCAGCUCCUCCUGUCGGUGUUGCCACGGUACAUCGCCAUGGAGCUGAAAACGGAGGUGAUAAAGAGGCUGUCCAAGCCCACGGGUGAUGAGGAGAAUGGAUCAAAGUUCCACAACUUCCACAGCCUUUAUAUACGGCAGCACAAAGACGUCAGCAUCCUGUACGCAGACAUCGUGGGCUUCACAAAGCUGGCCAGUACAUGCUCUCCAGAAGAACUGGUUGCGGUGCUCAAUAAGCUUUUUGGCAAAUUCGACGACCUCGCCAAGAAGAAUGGGUGUCUUCGCAUUAAGAUCCUGGGCGACUGCUACUAUUGUGUGUCAGGGCUGCCUGACCCCAUUCCCACCCACGCCAGCAACUGUGUUCAGAUGGGACUGGACAUGUGCACUAACAUCAGUAAACUGCGAGAGGCGACGGGGGUAGAGAUCAGCAUGCGGGUUGGCGUCCACACCGGCAACGUACUCUGUGGCGUGAUUGGUUUGCAGAAGUGGCAGUAUGAUGUGUGGUCACAUGACGUGACUUUAGCCAACCACAUGGAGUCAGGAGGUCUUCCUGGGCGAGUCCACAUCACAGAGGAGACGCUGCAGCAUUUGAAUGGAGCAUACCAAGUGGAGGACGGGGACGGGGGGAGUCGAGACCCUCUUCUGAAAGGGAGGAAAACUUACCUGGUGAUUGACCCCCACAAGCCAGACAGUAUUUCCAGGAGGCCAAAACUGUCUCACAGUCUUGCAUCAGGAGAGAACAGGCAGCGAGCGUCGGUCCGGAUGUCUCAGUAUCUUAAGUCCUGGCAUUCCAUCCACCCCUUCGCAGACCUGAGCAACCCUGAUGCAACGUCGUCCAAGAAACCCAUCAUCCCCUGCAACGCUGUCAUGAGCCAGCUGUCUGCCGAAAGGCCUCCUCUUCAGAGCAACCCCAACUGUUUGGUCGUUGAUAAUGGUGUUAGAGGAUCACUGGACACUUUGGACACUGCAGGGAGGAGAGCAAAGAAGCUCAACUGUCUGACUCUGCUGUUUAAUGACGUCAGCUUAGAGACACAGUUCCGCUUUUCAGAAGUGAAGGGUUUGCACCACUCAAUGAGCUGCAUCGCUUUGGUCUUGGUAACUCUUUUUGUCGUGCAGAUGCUUGUCUCUGAAAGGAACUUUGUGAUGGCAGUUUCCUAUGGUGUGACCUUCCCAGUGUUUGUGCUGCUUCUGUCCAUCGCUUUCACUGGAUACUUGGAGAAAUGGCGCUCCAAGAUGCCGCUGAGCGUCCAGUGGAUAUCUGGGCUGUCACGAGACGUGUCCACCAGGGCAGCGCUACGAGUGUUUGUGGUCACUUUCUGCGUGCUCAUCGUCCUGCUCAUGGCCAUCCUUAACUUUGUCUUCCUUCCAGGAAACAACUGCACCUCGAUCGCCAACAGGACAGAGUUGGAAGCUCUGAAACUCUACACUGUGCCUUACUACCUGUACUGCUGCCUGCUGGCCAUGCUGGGAGUGAUCGUGUUUACCAGGACGUGUUUGUCCGUAAAGGCGCUGCUGCUCACCCUGGCUGUGGUCGUCUACCUCGCCCUCUUCCUCCAUGUUUACGCUCCAAAGUCCCGCUGCCUGAUUGAACUGCUUUACAACAACACCAGCCCCGGUGUGCUGAAGGACCCUCAGAUCAUGUCUGGGGUUUGGCUGGUCAUCUUUUACAUCGUCUGCCUCAUUCUGGCCAGACAGGAUGAGCUGGGUUGCCGGGUAGAUUUCCUACUGGAACGCUGUUUCAAGUCGGAGAGAGAAGAGAUGGAAACCAUGGAGAACGUCAACAAGCUGCUCCUUCAGAACGUCCUGCCGCUUCACGUCGCCUGCGUCUUCUUGGGCAAAACUAUUCGCAACCAAGACCUGUACAGUCAGUCAUAUGACUGCGUGUGCGUGAUGUUCGCAUCGGUGCCUCAGUUCAAAGAAUUUUACAGCGAGAGCAGCGCCAACAGGGACGGCCUGGAGUGUUUGCGCUUCCUCAACGAAAUCAUCGCAGACUUUGAUGAGCUUCUCUCUAAACCCAAAUUCUGCUCCGUGGUGAAGAUUAAGACGAUCGGCAGCACGUACAUGGCUGCUGCAGGGCUGACAAACUCACCGCCAGGAGACGACAGAAAGAAAGUUGACCUGUCCUACAGCUACGUGCGCUCCAUGGUGGAGUUUGCCAUCGCUCUGAUGGGAAAGCUGGAGCUCAUCAACACACACUCGUUUAACAGCUUCAAACUCAGGAUCGGAAUAAACCACGGCCCGGUCAUUGCAGGAGUGAUUGGAGCCCAUAAACCUCAGUAUGACAUCUGGGGGAACUCUGUUAAUGUGGCCAGCAGGAUGGACAGCACAGGAGUGUUGGACAAGAUACAGGUGACCGAGGAGACGGCCCAGAUGGUCCAGACCGUCGGAUACAACGUCACUCUGAGGGGAAAAGUCAACGUGAAGGGCAAAGGGGAGCUCACCACCUACUUUGUUAACACGGACCAGUCGUCUCCUCAGUUCUGACCCGCUCUGGGUCUGGACAGCUUGUUUUAGUAAAGCGGGUUUUUGCAGCUAACUGACGCUGCGUGACUCAUUCUGGUUUCCACACAGAGGGAAGAACUGAAAACAGAAUCCCACUGUGUGUUCAACUGUGGAGACCAGUUAAUCAUUUAUGUCUACGGAGUGGAGAACCGCCUUUGUGGAUGAGACACUAAAAAACAAUCCAGACUGGUUGAAAGAAGACCUGAGAAUAUCACCACCACAUUGGUGUACUGUAUCUCUACAUUUAUACUGUAUUAUUCUGAAAACAUUCUCUCAAAUCUGCUUCUUUUUGUAAAUGCUUAGAGUUGUUUUAUUAGGAGAAAAUAAGGUACCAAAGAUUUCUGCCGUUUAAUGAAGGAUCAGAAAGAAAUGUGACUUUUUUUUUUUUUUUUUUUUUUUUUUUAGCAUUUACAGGAUUUUUGUUUUGGGUUAUUUAUGCUUCUUUCACUCCAAGUUGCAUUUAAGUUUCAUCUCAUAUUCACGUUGGAUUAUAGCGGUACAAAACGUUCAGCAUCGAAGGAGUGCAGGUGUUUCUAACGAUGAUUCUGUCCACAUAUAGUCUGUGAAACUCGCCUGUUUGUGCAUCAGAUGCUUUGUUUCGCCUCCUAAGGGUGACAGGAUAAACCUACAGAGACACAAGAUGAGUCAUGGGACAGGAAAUAAUCUGCAUCUGUGUGUAAAGUUUAUUUAUAUUUGAGUUUUUUCCUGAUACAGUUUAACUGUUCUGCUACAAAUGACUAAACCCGGAAAGAGAAAUCCAGUCCAAUCAGCUGUGUGCACCCAAGCUGAUUUACACAAACCAUGCAGAUACACAUACACAGAUAAAGUGCUAUAAAAUGAUUUCUGACAUUAUUUAUGCAAGUGAAUACAAGUGAAACGAUGCCACGAAAACUUAGAUGCACACUUGACGUUGCACUUUCUAAUUUAUUGUACAUUUUUGAAGGGAGUAUUUCUCAUUUUCUGUUGUGUAUUUCUGUGAGGGACGAUGAGAGUAUAUAUGUGUGUUCAUUAUAGGGAAAUAUUUUUCUAUUGUAUUUAUAAAUGAAUAAAAAAAAUGCAGCCA
Messenger RNA from Amphiprion ocellaris (clown anemonefish), 5460 nucleotides. Its product is annotated as adenylate cyclase type 4-like. The record is from RefSeq and is a predicted model, not a curated record. The coding region runs from base 471 to 4379 and encodes 1302 amino acids. Lineage: Eukaryota; Metazoa; Chordata; Actinopteri; Pomacentridae. Gene Ontology annotation, cellular component: plasma membrane. Gene Ontology annotation, biological process: intracellular signal transduction; adenylate cyclase-inhibiting G protein-coupled receptor signaling pathway; cAMP biosynthetic process. The transcript has 27 exons. Gene Ontology annotation, molecular function: adenylate cyclase activity.